GAUAUGGCGAUGUGAGGUGUUUAAAAAAAAGGAAGGGAGGCCAUUCAUGUGGGUCUGAGCUGGACUGAGUAAAACAACAUCACCGCCACUGUCAUCACCAUCAUUGCCUAACCAGUUGAUUUUUUUGAAUAACUGUCCAAAAGUCUGGAGCCGUGGAGUCGCAGUUUGACGCUUGACAUGCUGGUGAGUCUUAGGGGCAGGUCCAAUCACACAGACUGAAUGAGUCCAUCUUUUGCUCUCGGACGGACUCCUCAAGAGCACAGGACGGAUGCAAGAGACUAAACACAUCUUGGCAAUUCAAAACGUCCUCAGCAUCUCCACAGACGGUUUUCUGACGGAGGGGGUGAAUCGUAUACCGGCACCAAUCGUUUAACUGGCAGGGAGAAGAUGCCAUUCCACCAUGUGCGGGCGGGCCUGCUCUAUCCUGACAACUACUUGAGCAGCUCCCUGUCCGAGGGCAGCGAAGCCUUCCAGCUCACCAGCAUCUCCACAGAGGAGCUUGGAGAGAUCCGUGAGGCGUUUCGUGUUUUGGACCGCGAUGGGAAUGGUUUCAUCUCCAAACAGGAGCUGGGCAUGGCCAUGCGCUCUCUGGGUUACAUGCCCAGCGAAGUGGAGCUGGCCAUCAUCAUGCAGAGACUAGACAUGGAUGGUGACGGCCAGGUGGACUUUGAGGAGUUCAUGACGAUACUGGGACCCAAACUGCUGUCGUCUGACAACAGGGAAGGAUUCCUCGGAAACACCAUCGACAACAUCUUCUGGCAGUUUGACAUGCAGCAGCUGUCUCUGGAUGAGCUGAAGCAGGUGCUGUUCCACGCCUUCCGGGACCACCUAACGAUGAAGGACAUUGAGAACAUCAUCAUCACUGAGGAGGAGAGCCUCAAUGAAACCUCAGGGAACUGCCCUGAGUAUGAGGGAGUCCAUCCCAAAAAGAAGAAUCGGCAGACAUGCGUGAGGAAAAGCCUGAUCUGCGCAUUUGCCAUGGCUUUCAUCAUCAGUGUCAUGCUCAUCGCAGCCAAUCAGAUGCUGCGGAAUGGCAUGGAGUAACCAAUUGCACUGUGAGCAUGGGGAGUGGAUGGAGCAGCCAUGACCUCACAUCUUGUCUUUGCAGCCAAAGCUGGACCAGCCACAACCCAAGCACUUCUCUGAACAAUCAGUUUUGUUUUUUUAUGAGGAUUAAUUUGAACUUACCUUACCAGAGGCAGACAAUGCACCUGAAUUGAAGAAAUACACAAGUGAUUUUUUUUCAUUGAAGAUGUCACCAAGUAGAGAUACUGGACUUAAUGACUUAAUGAGCUGGAACCGGACUGGAACAGAAAUACGUUUUUAUAUAAAUCAUGUGAGAAAAGAGGGUAUUCUUUUGCUGUUUUCAAGACCAAGACCACCCUUUAAACUUGAUUUUCUAAUUAACUAAAAUGUUUCUAACAUGUAUCAGGUGCUUUGAGCCAUUCCUAAUUUUAAACACAAGCAAUGGUUAUUAUGGAUAACUGCGUAUUUACCCCAGGAAAGUCACAUUAACUGAAUGUGGGCACCGAAUGUUGUAUGCAGCAUUUAAACAUGUAGUAAAUCCCUCACAUCCCAUGUAGUCAUGUAUAAGCAUUGCCAAUUUUGUGAAAUCUGAACAUUCUUUGCUCGGUCCACUAACCUUGGGGCACACGAAAUCCUUGUGUCUCUACAAGGAGCACAACUCAAUACUUAGUGGGGGAGCACUCUAGAAAUACCAUUGUUCUGCUAUCUCUGCUCUUUAGUCUUAGUAUUGAUGUGCUGCACUGAUUCCAGUGGAUAUUUACAGUCAUCUGUAUGUAGCGUACAGUAUGUGUUUACUUACCUUUGUCUUAACCUAUGUGUGUCUAAAAGACAGUAUUGUCUAUGUUUAUAUUGUAAGCUCAGGCUGUCUGAGGGGUGUACAACAUAUGGAGGGUAAGAGUAAGAGACACCAAAUCUAUCCAGUGGCAGGAGAGCAAUGGUUUUGGUUCAAAUUGAAACCGGGUUGAGAUAAAUUACAGUAUCUUGGGUUAGUGUUUGGGAGAAAAGGUUUCACUUGAGCAUCCCAUUUUAAUACUGCCCAACCUUGGUAAAUAUAAGCCACACAAAAGCAUGCGAGUAUAAUAACUGUAUCUGAUACCUACACUGCCAUACCAAACAUUAUUCCAGCCCCAGUUCCCCUAAGGAAUCUAUUGUGUAUAUAUAGUACAAGUUAGCCUGUGUAAUGUAUUAUUCCUCUCAACAGCAGAAUGUAUGAAGGGCAGAAUCUGGUGAGAUAUAUCAGGGAUAUAUAACCGAGCUGUGAGAUACUGUUCGUAUAGCCGUUUACUUGGAAAAGAUUGCAUUCUAGUGGUUCAAAUCAGAACUGCAACUACAACACUUGGGCAACCAUGUUUACACGGUGUUCCGGAAGUGAAGAACAAUACCAUGAAUUUUAGCUUUGAUACAUGUUAUUCCAGUGUCAUAAGGGCAGUUCGGUCUGGAUUGGUGAAUAUUCUCAACUCUGUCCAAAAGAGAGAAGAAAUGGAUUUUGUCCCAUAAUCUAACCUGUAAUGUCACAUUAACGUCCAACUCAGCAAAGCAUGAACUGCAAAGGUGAGAACGGUGACUUCCACAGUAGCCAACCCAGCCUGGUUUCUAGAGACAAAGAGAGGUAAAAGGUAAAUCGCAAACAAUCUCCGUCUUACCAAGUCAUGAGGUCUCAUAAAUUAGUGUUAAAAUCUUGAAUGAAAAACAUCUGCAGUGGAAUGAGGUAGUCUCACUUGUUUCCAGUGCAGUUUCACUUCACAGGAACCAGGAACGAGUAAAAAUGAGCUGAAACCAGAUGUAAUAACACAGGUCAAACCACUGGUAUCAAGAAAUUAAUGCUUGUUUCAAGAAUAUAAGUUGAAUAGCACUGGGAACAAGUGAGAUUAUCGCAUCCCAGGGGGCUUUUUCUUUAUUAUUUUAUUUUUUACAUGUUUGAAGAAAUAAAUUAACACUGAAUAUGAGGCUAAAUGGCACUUUAAUGGCUAUUUUUUGCUGUUCUGUGUAUGUUUUCUGGCUCAGAUCCUAUGGCACUUCACUUAGAUGAAGCUCAUUUGGAAAAGCCUGUACGAGUACACAGUCGUUUCCCCUGCUCUUUGUCAAUGGAGCCGCUGAACACUCUUGAUGGCAUCACAGAUUAAAUUCUGAGAUGAAAUCCAUAUUAGUAUUUUGGAUUCUGAGACAGGGUUGGUCAUGUUUAUUGACAAUGAUUGCAUGAAUGUGGGCUUCAGUUGUGUGGUGUUCCACUUGGACAUUACUGGACCGGAGAGUAGCUCUUUCCUUUAAGUAACUCGAAGGGAUCGUUUUCUCUCUCGGCUGUUGCCAAGAUGGAGGAAAACAAAAGCGAGAGGAGAUUUUUGACCAAACCAAUGUGCAACCAGGAGAUUUACAUCAAACACUGUCCAAGUAAAAGUAAAACAUAAAGAAGGCAAGAAGGGAGGGAAUUUUCCUCUGAAGUAAAACAUAGCUUUGUAAGCUUUGUAAGAAGUAUCACAGCAAAAAUGUAUUAUACUGUAAAUCAGUAUGCAUGUCGUUGUUUAGGUUUUCAUGUCUUUGAAAGACAGGGAAAUCCAUUUAAUCUUUCUUUGUGGUGGCACGGCCUUGAUUUAAAUGUAUGUAUGAACUACUGUCAUAUAUUUGACUUUCCAAUUUAUACGGUAACAGCCAUUUUUUUCUAGUUUCUACCAGCUAUUAAUCAAAUCAGAAUGCAGGAGGGAGUAUUUUCAUAAAUAUGCAAAUACAAGGUCACAUCAUCAUCAUUUCAUCUCUGUUCCAUGUCAUAUAGAGUUUGUAAGGCCACACCAUGGAAGGUUCAAAUUUACACUGAGUACAAUAUAUUGUGUGUUUUAGUCACAUUAGGUUUUUAUGGAAUGUACUCACUGCCUCAUUGUUCUGUAUAAACUGCUGUAUAAUGUAUGCUACUCUUAUCCCUGUAAGUCAGCUAUGUCUUUGAUAUUUUUAUCACAUUGACAUUUGACCAAUGGACCAUGUUUUCACCUUUUGUCUGUUAGCAUCAUGGUCCUUUGAAACCAGCAUAAAUGACUUUAUCUUGCCAAUUCCCUGUAAUAAUUGUGCCAUUCAGACAUCCUUGCAUGGCCGUGUGAGGGAAAAAAAAAAAAAAAAGGUUUGGAAUACCUUUUGUCAACCGUUUUUGAA
This is a messenger RNA of Myripristis murdjan (pinecone soldierfish), 4164 nucleotides long. It is a transcript of the gene caln2, whose product is annotated as calneuron 2. Gene Ontology annotation, cellular component: trans-Golgi network membrane. The coding region runs from base 388 to 1044 and encodes 218 amino acids. The record is from RefSeq and is a predicted model, not a curated record. NCBI's taxonomy places the organism in Eukaryota, Metazoa, Chordata, Actinopteri, Holocentriformes, Holocentridae. The transcript is spliced from 6 exons. Gene Ontology annotation, molecular function: calcium ion binding.